Messenger RNA from Penaeus chinensis, 1494 nucleotides. RefSeq lists its product as uncharacterized. The transcript is spliced from 6 exons. Gene Ontology annotation, molecular function: odorant binding. Bases 162 to 707 code for a protein of 181 amino acids. The record is from RefSeq and is a predicted model, not a curated record. NCBI's taxonomy places the organism in Eukaryota, Metazoa, Arthropoda, Malacostraca, Decapoda, Penaeidae.
UACCCUUCUAAAACUACUCACAUACUGCGAGCAAAUGAAAAUACAAUCGCGAACAGAAUUUCACAGUCAGCGUUGCCACUUCGGUGUCUGCUGGGCUCAGAAGUUUCGCAGAAUCGAAGCACUGGCGCCCAAGGGAGUGAAGACCGGCACGGCAGACGACCAUGAAGUAUUCCCUGGCGCUGUUUCUGGUGGCGGCCGUGUGUCUUCUCCCCGGUCUCUGCCUCGAGGUCUGGAACACAGCGAACGACUACAUGAGCUUCGCGGUAAUCAAAAGUUGUCUGGGCGAAGAAUUAGCCGUUCAGAUGCAAAGGAAGGGGACUUUCCUUGGUCGGGAAUGUCUUCAGAAACUGGAAUCAGAGCCCGAGAGCCAACACACCCGCAACAGGAGGAAUAUAUUGAAGAUGCCCCCCAACCCUUCAGUCGGUCUUCAAAUGUGCAACAUGAAAGCAUGGGAUAUGCUCAGCGGAGACGGCACAAUACAGUUCGAAAAGGUGGAGGCAUUCUUUCGAAAUGUCUCCCAUGACCAGACACUCCAAGACGAUUUUCUACAGCUCUCCCUUUCUUGCAAAACGUCUUCCCCGCCUACAGCAGGACUACAAGAAGAUCAGAUAUACAUUGCUGUAGUCAGUUAUCUGCGUUGUUUGAACGCGGGAGGUUUGAAGGCCUGCAUGGACUACGAACACAGGAGAUAUUUUAAUGACUUGUAGAGCGAUGUGGAGAAGUCAGAACUACAUUGGUUGAUAGUAAUGGUGAAGAAAUGAUAAGGAUGAAGAUGGAUAUGAUGAUUUAUAUGCAGUUGUAAUGAGGUUAGUGGUGGUGGUGGUAGCGAAGACACAUCUGCUCUAGUAUAAAACAUUUUACACUGCUCUUGUACAGACAAAGGAUGAUUUAACCCAUUCGCCCCAUCUGGCAAGAAUACAUGCCAUGCCCACUGUAAUACACGUUUAUUUAUUUUAUUUACACAUAGAUGGCUCUACAAGUUCUUAAUCACCAAAUAGGCAGUUAUCAGAUCUACCUAUCUCAGCUGUUUACCCUUUUCCUUCAAUUUGGGAAAGGGUCGCUUGUAUCAUUUCACUGUCCAAAAUAUUUGAAUGACGAUUUAAUAAUCAUAACAUCAGUAAAAAUAAUACCAGUAUCGAUAGCAAUGAUAUAAUAAGAAAAACACAUUUUCCCGCCAAUUCAAGGAAUGGGGAAAUCAGGAUCGGUCACUAGGACCUACUGAUAGACUCCUUGCCGGCUGAGCACAUGUGGAGCCAUCUGUAUGUAACAAAAUUCACCAAAAAAGCUACAGGGGACAGAACAUAAAUCCGGGGCGAAUGGGUUAAGUGACAGAUAUUUUAAUAUUGUGCAGCCUCUAAGUAUGUCUGUUGCUACGAUGUUCCUUUUUUUCCCCUUUUCUAUGUAGUUUAUAAACUAUUAAUGUUUGUAAUAACAUCAACAAUUGCAAUAAGAAUAAAAAUAAUAAUAAUCAGUGAUAAUAAAUAAAAAAAACAA